Seminavis robusta is the source of this 1886-nucleotide messenger RNA. The record is from the annotation of a GenBank genome assembly. Lineage: Eukaryota; Bacillariophyta; Bacillariophyceae; Naviculales; Naviculaceae.
UUGCGUAGACUCGACUCGAUUGAUCCAUUUCGUGCAGCCUUGGGCACUUGGGCGCCGCACAUCUCGAUGCCCAAUAUGCUCUCUUUCAGCAGGACUGGGCUCACAUGGAGAUGUUCAGACCGGAUCCUUUGAAACUUUGUGGUGGGACCAGGAAACACGAAAACAAAGUAGCUCCAAACGAAGACGUUUGUUGUUGCUGCUCUCAUUAUUAUGUCUGAGCUCCAUUGUCGUUCCAGCUCCGCGACGAGACCAUCCCUCCUUGCGAAGACACGCCUUUGAAGCAACAUGAGCGAGAGUUUCUGCAGCUGCCUGGCAAAGAAGAUUUAUCCCUCGCUGAGAUGGGGGUCAGAGGGUACGAAAUCUCACAAGUAUCUUCCACGAAGCACAACCAUCGAUAGUGAAAGUGACAUCCCUCUCAAGGUAGUUUUGCUGGGUGGUGGCAUUGUGAGUAUGGUUGCUGCCCUCCGAAUCAAGGAAUUGCGUCCUGAUUAUGAGGUUUCGGUCGUCGUGAAGGACAGCUUCCCAAGCUUUUCCACUGGAGGGAUUCCGUUCUACCUUGCUGGCAAUGUUCCCGGAGGGCACACAAGCUUGGCACAUCACACUAAAGAUGAAAUCUUGGCCCGUGGUGUGAAGCUCUACCUUGAAACCACUGCACUGUCUGUGAACAAGGAAGACAAGACUGUGUUGCUCAAGGACAACACCGAUUCCGCCGAAUUUGAGCUACCCUUUGAUAAGCUUGUGAUUGGCACAGGAAGUCGCCCAGUCAAACCAAAAGUUCCAGGUGUGGAUCUACCAAAUGUUUUCUUCUUGAAGACCAUUUCUGAUAUGUGUUCCGUUGAGGAGCAUUUGAAGACGGGGAAUCCCAAGUCGGCUGUCAUCGUUGGUGGUGGUUAUGUUGGCUUGGAAGUAUCGGAAGCUCUUGUAGCCAAGGGCAUUCAAACAGCUGUGGUGGAGAAGAACAGCCACAUUCUCAAGACAUUUGAUGAGCAACUGGGCCUCAUUGUCCAAGACAAGCUGGAAGCCCAUGGCGUCCAAGUUGUCCAUGGCAAAGGUGCCAAGUCCCCUGUGGUGAGCAUUGAGCCAAACUGCCAGCACGAAGAAAGCAAGUUACUUGUCAAGACUGCUCAAGGAGCAAUUGUCCAGGGAGAUAUGGUCUUGGUUAGUGUGGGCGCCACCCCCAACUCAGACAUGUUCCCAGGUGAAAAGACAAGCAAUGGUGCCAUUGUGGUCAACAAGAGGUGUGAAACCUCCAUUCCAGAUGUCUAUGCAGGAGGGGAUGUUGUGCAAACUCAUCACUUUGUGACUGGAAAGCCUGUGUACUUCCCAAAUGGGACAGUUGCCCACAAGCAUGGUAGGAUCAUUGCUGAGAAUAUUUGCGGCAUGCAUGUGGAGUAUGUGGGAACAAUCCUUACUCAGACUAUGAAGUUGUUUGACAUGGUUGUCACUAGGACAGGCCUUUCCCAAGCUGAGGCCCUGGCUGAAGGUUUUGAUGCUGCCACUGUUCAGGUGAAAGAAAAUGAUCAUAAUCACUACAUUCCACCCUACUGCAUGCUCGAGAUAAGGUUCACAGCAGAGAAGACCACUGGCAAGAUCUUGGGUAUUCAAGUGCUUGGUGAUUGCAAAGCAGAGGUCAGCAAAAGGGUUGAUAUUGUGGCAGUUGCCAUUAUGAGAGGUGUCACUGUGGAUGAGUUCAUUCAAAUGGAUCUUUCCUACACCCCACCCUUAUCUACACCUUGGGAUCCUGUGGUUUCAGCUGCUCAAGCCUGGCAGCGCCAAUUCGUGGAACUCGUGAAUUGAGAGCAACUAGCUGGAUGACUAAUUUUGGAAGCCAUUGUUUCAAAGAAUAGAAGUCUAAAUGAAUACGGUAGACUGAUUUUGUUGUCUCU